Molecule: messenger RNA, 5737 nt
Organism: Psylliodes chrysocephalus
Lineage: Eukaryota; Metazoa; Arthropoda; Insecta; Coleoptera; Chrysomelidae
Source: the annotation of a GenBank genome assembly
CAUUCAAUGAAUAGAGUCCCAUGUGGUCCCGUCCCAAAUGUAUCAAUUAUAUUAUAUAGUUCACUGAAUCUAUCUCAUUUUUUUCUACCCUAUAUCAAUCCCCAGUUGGACAAGGUGUUUCGCACUCCCGCUUUGCGCACCCGAAUCGGAGGUUAUGACGUGCACUGACAGCUGACAGCGAUUCGUUUCUCUAGACAUUGGUUGAUCCGAACGAAUAUUUAACCGAAUGAAUCCUCGGAACAAAUAAUCGGAUUAUACCGAGGAUUUUGAUACUCGGAUUACCGAGGAUUUUUAAUUCGAAUGAUCCCAUCACUAUCAAAAAUAUCAAAAUUUAAAAUGUAAGGUUAAGAUUUUGAAUUUCGACAAAAACAGAAACAAAUAUAGAUGAUGUAAAUGUACAUUUUAUUAAUUGAAACAAACAUAAUAACAAUUCAAAUAAUGGCAAUAAAUGCUCACUAAAAUGUAACAAUGUUAGCUGAAGAGUCGUUCGAAACUCGUCAAAAUAAUGAGUUCGAAGCUUUACAAGCAAUAUAUAAUGAGCAUUUGUGUGAUUUACGUAAGAAAGCAGUUUGGAAUCAAUGGACCCCACUGGAUUUAUCAAUUACACUUACUCCUCAACAGGGGAGUCUAGGAACUCAAGAAUUUUAUGUCCAAGUUGAUUUGCACAUAAUUUGCAAUGAAAAAUAUCCUGAUAGUACUCCUAAUAUCCUAUUGGAAAAUGGCAAAGGAUUAUCUAAUACAAUUUUGAUGGAAUUAAAACAAUGUUUAGACGAAAAGGCAGAUAAUUUGAAAGGUGAAGAAAUGAUAUUCCAACUGUGUCAACUGGUUGAAGAAUUUUUACAUAAACAUAAUAAACCUGCUUCUAAAAGUUUUUACGAGGAAAUGUUAGAAAGACAAAAGGAGAAAGAAAUGAAGGAUUUACAAGCUAAGCAGAUUGAAUUGGAUAAACAACGCCAGUAUAUGAGAGAAGAAGUUCAAAAAAGAGAAGAAAUCUUAAGAUCAGAGGCCAAAAAGUGGAAAGAAACUAGACGCAAUUCUGAUAUUGAUACUGAAAUUGAUGACAGAAAGUCAUCAAUAACUUCAAGAAAGCAUUUAAACAGUUCUGCAGAAACUAGUGAAGAAUCUGUAUGUGAUCACAAAACUACAGUUAUAAUAUCGUUUGGAGUUAGAGAUAUUCAGAGAGGAAGAUGCAUAAAACAUUCAACUUCAAAUCACAUAACGUUUAGUGGAAUAGACACGGAAUCUGGGGAAUUGGUUUUAAUUAGUGAAUGGAGUUUUCCUUAUAAAACUAAAAAUGAUCUUCAACAAAUUCAGCGACAACUCGGAAGCAUUGAUCAAGAAAUAAAUUAUUUGAUGAAAUUGAAACAUUCAAAUCUCUCUCAAUAUUACGGAAUGAAAUAUGAUAUCAACAAUGAUAGUGUAACUGUGUUUUUAUUGAAGGAAUUUAUAUUUGGUACAAAUUGUUAUUCUCUGUUUACAAAUCAAGAUCUCAAAGUUGAUACGGAAUAUUUAAAACAUAUUGCUAGGGGUAUUCUUAUUGGAUUGGAUUACCUUCACAGAAACAAUGUUGUGCAUAAAGAUCUUAGAGAAUCUUGUAUAUACAUCAACGAUUGUGGUACAGUCGUAAUUUCAAAUUAUAGUAUUCAUCGUCGUUUAUUAGAUCUAUGCAGUCAAGGUCACUGUUACUAUAAUAAAAAGACUGAUAUUUUUAAAUUUGGACUGCUUAUUUUAUCUCUUUUGCAAGGCUAUACAAUUUCAGAAGAAAAUGUAGAAAUACCGAGUAUAUUUUCUUCAGAUCUCUAUGAUUUUUUAUCAAGAUGUUUAGCCGAAGAAGAAAAUGAUCGUUAUACGGCUACACAAUUAUUAAGUCAUUCAUUUUUCCAUAAACCUUUGAUUACAUUUUCACCAAAACAUGCCAACGAAGAAAUCGAAUUACAAAGUAAUGUUUCUCCUGAGAUAAACCAAACUGAUUUACAAGAUUUAUCAAAUAGUUUAACAAAUAGCCAAUCAAGAAUAAACAAUGAAUUCGAAUUUCUGCAACAUCUCGGCAAAGGAGCUUACGGCGAUGUUAUAAAAGUUAAAAAUAAAUUAGAUGGAGGCUACUAUGCAAUCAAACGUAUUCAGUUGAAUCCCAAAAAUAGAGCCUUGAACAAGAAAAUUGUUAGGGAAGUUAAGCUGCUCUCUAGAUUGAAUCAUGAAAACGUUGUACGGUAUUUUAAUUCUUGGAUUGAAACUACAACUAUUAAAGAUGACACCAACUCCAUGUCAAGCACUUUCUCUACAGAAGAAAGAAUACCAAAAAUUAUAAGAAAAACUGAGUUUACUGUCAACGAUAAUAUAGAAGCUCUAGCCCCAUCUAUGAAAAAUGUGGAAGUUUCUAUUACGUAUGACAGUAAAUCUCAAGCGCCAUACAUCAGUUCGUCUGAUGAUGAUUCUAGUGAUGAAGACGAAGGUUGGGGCGGUGGAAUAUAUGAAUUAUCCGAUUCUGAUAGCAUAGAAUUUGAACACGGAUCAGAAUCAGAAUCAAAAAGUGCAUCAACCACAAUCUCUACGCCCAAACCGUCCGACUCAGUUGAAGUUUCGCACGAAAUUAUCAAACAAAUUGAUUUCAUGUAUAUUCAGAUGGAGUUCUGUGAAAAAAGUACUUUAAGAACAGCUAUCGAUAACAAUUUAUAUUUAGAAAAUGAGAGAAUGUUGAGAUUAUUCAGGGAAAUAGUUGAAGGGUUAGCAUACAUCCAUCAACAAGGUAUGAUCCACAGAGAUUUGAAACCAGUAAAUAUUUUCCUGGAUUCCGAAGAUCAUGUAAAAAUCGGCGACUUUGGCCUGGCAACAACUAAUAUAAAAUCGAAACAAAAUGAAAGCAUAUUGUCUAAAAGUAUUUUAGAGACUGAAAAGGAAGAGACAGCAGAUGAAAGUAAAACUGGUUUUGUCGGUACUGCUCUGUACGUUGCACCAGAAAUUAGUAACGCUUGCAAGGUGAUUUACAGUCAAAAAGUUGACAUCUAUAGCUUAGGUAUCAUUUUAUUUGAAAUGUCUUACAAACCAUUAGACACGUCCAUGGAGAGAAUUAAAAUAUUAACUAAAUUAAGGCUAAAGGAAAUAAUAUUUCCUCCAGAUUUUGAAGAUGACAACAAUCAAAACCCAAUUGAAUUGAUUCGUUGGCUUUUGGAUCACGACCUUUCAAAACGUCCAACUUCUCAAGAACUCCUGCAAUCAGAACACAUACCCCCUCCUGUCCUGGAAGAAUGUGAACUCCGCGAGUUAGUAAGACACACGUUGAAUAAUCCACAACUAAAAGGAUACAAAUAUCUAAUUGCUUCCUGUUUCAAACAGAAUGUGACGUUUGUUCAGGAUAUCACAUACGACAAAGAUCCUUCUGCGCCAAAUCUAUCGAGGCCAUUGCCUUUACAGGAGUUCGUUAAAGAGAUUUGUAUAAAAAUAUUUAAGCAACAUGGUGGACAAAAUUUAGCGACACCUUUGCUUAUACCUAAAAGUAAAUAUUAUGAAAAUUUAGAUUCCUGUGUCAAACUGAUGACCCAUUUCGGAGGAAUUGUAUCUCUACCGCAUGAUUUGAGAGUUCCGUUCGCAAGAUAUCUUGCAUGGAAUGGCAUCGCAUCAUUAAGAAGAUAUUCCAUCGAAAGAGUGUAUAGAGAAAAAAAAGUUUUUGGAUUUCAACCAAGAGAACUAUAUGAAUGUGCUUUUGACAUUGUUAGUCCAACACCAGGUGUUCUAAUGUCAGACGCUGAAAUUUUGUACAUAGUUUAUGAAAUUUUAAACGAACUUCCUGGUAUUAAAAAUAAACAUUUCACCAUAAGACUAAACCAUAAUUUACUUUUGAAAUCGAUUCUUUUGCAUUAUGGGAUAAAGGAAGACAAUCAAGAAAUUUACACUAUGUUGUACGAUGUAAAGGAAAGUAAAGUUCCGAAAUAUCAAAUGCAAAACUACUUCAUCAGACUUGGUUUACCAGAUAACAAUAUAAACAUUUUGAUGAAUCUGUUUAAUUCCGAAUUUGAAAUUUCAAAAGUUGCAUCUCAUUUCCAAAUGAUAACGAAAAAAAGAUCUGGGGAUGCUAGUCAAUUUGCUAGACAGGCUUUACAAGAAUUAAAAAUUAUAAGUCAAAAUGCUGAAGCCUACGGAAUUGAGUACGAUAUGGUCGUUUCUCCCGGUUUAGUAUACAACGUUCAGCAGUAUUCCGGUAUGAUCUUCCAGUUUGCCUGCGAACUUAAGAAAAAACAUAAACACAAUGCAAUGGAAGUUCUAGCAGCAGGUGGAAGAUACGAUUCAAUGAUUUCAUGGUAUCGCUCUAUAAUGGAUCAAGCCACUCUCUCGAGUAGAAGUGUCCAACAAUCGGCUGUGGGCGUAUCAAUAUCAUUAGAUAAACUGGUACAGGCUUUACAAAAAGAACAAAUUGAAGAUAUUCCUAAGAUAGAUACUUUGGAUGUUGUAGUUUGUUCUGUAGGAAACAAGCAGAUGAUCCAUGAUAAAACAAAGAUUUUGAGAAGUUUGUGGGGAGCUGGUAUAAAAUGUUUUUUAAUUGAAACUACAAACAUUGAAGAAAUUCAAGAGCUACUAAACGAUUUAAAGGUUGCACAUGUUAUAAUGCUAAAAGACAAUGAACAGGGUAUGGUAAGAGUCAGAAGUUGGGAUAGAGAAAGAUUUCAAGAAAAAUCAUAUACAACUAAUGAGUUACUAGAAAAUAUGCAAAGGAUACUGAAGUAUUGGAGUGAUAAAAAUGACGAAAGUAAUCAAAUAACUUCACUUUCGCGGUCGGAAAGUCGAUCGUCUUAUGGGGAAAAGAAUCAACAGGUUCAAGAGGCAGAUGUGGAUGUUCUGUUUCUUGAUAAAAUCUCGUCUACGUCUAGAAAACGAUAUGAAACUCAGAUAAGGUCCCAAUUAAGCAACCUGUUCAAAAAAUUGACUGGAUUUGUGUUGGUAUUAGGACUUUCAACAGAAUCUGGUAUUAUAAGAACUUUAGCGUCCUAUUUAGAGUUCGAAACUGAGAUUAAUUUUCAAAAAUCGGUGGAAAGUGUCAUAGAAAGGCACCCAAGACAUAAGAAAUACCUUAUUGACAUUUGUGAUGAAAUAUAUGACCUGAAAACUAAGAGGAAAAACCCUACCGUUGUAUUGUAUAGUGUAUCAGAUAAUUUCCAUAAAGUAGUUUUGUAAUUUAUUUAGGAAAUAAAAAUAUUUUUAUUACUAUUUAACGUUUAUUUUGAAUUACUAAAUACACAGAUUUCCUUAAAAUUAAGAAAAGAAUACAAAAAGGUAUGUAUGGGUUAUCAAGUAAAAAUUUUAACUUUUUACGAAGAAUUUCUUUUUCUUCAGAAUCUAAAAACCUUAAAAUGUCAAACAACAGCUUAGUGAAAUAAUUAAUAUCCAUACCCUCCGCUGUAGCCACCCCACUGGUUAUAACCCCCAUAACCUCCUUGAGGAUAUUGCCAGUUUUGGUAUUGAUAUUGAUCACCCUGUCCGUAUUGAGGAUAGUAAUUGGGACCCUGUUGGUUGCCUGAAUAUGGAUAGUUUGGUUGACCUGAAUUUCCAUAUUGCCCAUAGUUACCAUAAGCACCGGAUGUUGAAGAUGAAGGUGGAGCUGGUUUAUCUUUAACUGACUUGGAUGUUACGGCAGUAGCUUCACUGCUGGGGGCGUUGCUGUUCAAAAUAAUGUUUAUCAAAUUCAUAAAAGUAUGUGAGCGAGACAACAUAUUUACUAAUAUUGUAAUUUUUCACAACAGAAAUU